AGAUCUCAUCAUUGAAUUCAAAACUCAAAGCUAGAGAUAGAGAUAGAGAGGGAGAGAAUCGAUUCGGAGAAGAAGAAGAAGAAGACGAGACGGAGCUGAAACAAUGAUUACGAUCCCAUACCUUACCGCUGUAUCAACGUAUUUCAGCUACGGUUUGCUCUUCGCCUUUGGCCAGCUUCGCGAUUACUCCCGCCUUAUCUUCGAUUGGUGGCGCACCAACAAUCUCCAGGGAUACGCGCCGAUCUGCUUGGCGCAUGAGGAUUUCUACAUCAGACGAUUGUAUCAUCGGAUUCAGGACUGUUUUGGACGUCCCAUAUCAAGUGCACCUGAUGCCUGGAUUGAUGUGGUUGAGAGAGUUUCUGACGAUAAUAACAAGACGCUAAAGCGAACUACAAAGACUAGUAGGUGUCUUAAUCUGGGGUCCUACAAUUAUCUUGGAUUUGGUUCUUUUGAUGAAUAUUGUACGCCUCGUGUUAUUGAGUCUUUGAAGAAAUUUUCAGCUAGUACAUGUAGCUCUCGCGUUGAUGCAGGAACUACAUCUGUGCAUGCAGAACUUGAGGAAUGUGUUGCUAAAUAUGUCGGACAACCUGCUGCUGUUGUCUUUGGCAUGGGCUACGCAACAAACUCGGCUAUUAUUCCCGUCUUGAUUGGAAAGGGAGGGUUGAUAAUAAGCGAUUCUUUGAACCAUACUUCAAUUGUCAACGGCGCUCGAGGUUCAGGAGCUACUAUCCGUGUUUUCCAACACAACACACCUGCUCAUCUGGAAAAAGUAUUGAAAGAACAAAUCGCUGAGGGACAACCCAGGACGCAUAGACCGUGGAAGAAAAUUAUUGUUGUUGUUGAGGGUAUUUACAGCAUGGAAGGGGAAAUUUGUCAUCUGCCCGAGAUUGUCUCAAUAUGCAAGAAGUAUAAGGCAUAUGUUUACUUGGACGAAGCUCACAGCAUUGGAGCAAUUGGCAAGACAGGAAGGGGUGUUUGUGAACUCCUGGGGGUUGACACUGCUGAUGUGGACAUAAUGAUGGGAACUUUCACGAAAUCUUUUGGGUCUUGUGGUGGCUAUAUUGCCGGAUCAAAGGACCUCAUCCAAUAUUUGAAGCACCAAUGCCCGGCUCACCUUUACGCAACAUCAAUUUCAACUCCUUCCGCGACACAAAUCAUAUCGGCGAUAAAGGUUAUCCUUGGAGAGGACGGUUCAAACAGAGGGGCACAAAAGUUAGCAAGAAUAAGGGAGAACAGCAACUUUUUCAGGGCUGAGUUGCAGAAGAUGGGGUUUGAGGUUCUUGGAGACAAUGAUUCCCCAGUCAUGCCGAUAAUGCUUUACAAUCCAGCAAAAAUUCCAGCCUUCUCAAGGGAAUGUUUGCGAGAAAAAUUGGCAGUUGUGGUCGUCGGUUUCCCAGCUACACCGCUAUUGCUAGCCAGGGCUCGUAUUUGCAUAUCCGCAUCUCACUCAAGAGAAGAUCUUAUUAAAGCCCUACAGGUUAUAAGCAAAGCAGGUGACCUUACCGGGAUCAAAUAUUUUCCGGCUGCUCCAAAGAAGCAAGAACCUGCUGCUGUUGUUUUUGGCAUGGGCUACCUAACAAACUCGGCUAUCAUUCCUGUCUUGAUUGGCAAGGGAGGGUUGAUCAUAAGCGAUUCUUUGAACCAUACUUCAAUUAUCAAUGGCGCUCGAGGUUCAGGAGCCACUAUUCCCGUUUUCAAACACAACACACCUUCUCAUUUGAAAAGAGUAUUGAAAGAACAAAUCGCUGAGGGACAACCAAGGACACACAGACCGUGGAAGAAAAUCAUCGUUGUUGUUGAAGGUAUUUACAGCAUGGAAGGGGAAAUCUGUCAUCUGCCGGAGAUUGUCUCAAUAUUCAAGAAGCAUAUGUUUACUUGGAUGAAGCUCACAGCAUUGGAGCAAUUGGCAAAACAGGAAGAGGACCUCAUCCAAUACUUGAAGUACCAUUGCCCUGCUCACCUUUACGCAACAUCAAUUUCAACUCCUGCUGCACAACAAGUCAUAUCGGUUAUAAAAGUUAUCCUUGGAGAGGAUGCUUCAAACAGAGGGGCACAAAAGUUGGUAAGAAUAAGAGAGAACAGCAACUUUUUCAGGGCUGAGCUGCAGAAGAUGGGGUUUGACGUUCUUGGAGACAAUGAUUCCCCAGUCAUGCCAAUAAUGCUUUACAAUCCAGCAAAAAUCGCAGCCUUCUCAAGGGCAUGUUUGCAAGAAAACGUAAUCGUGGUAGUCAAUUUCCCAGCUAUACCUCUAUUGCUAGCUAGGGCUCGUAUUUGCAUAUCCGCAUCUCACUCGAGAGAAGAUCUUAUUAAAGCCCUGCAGGUAAUCUUGCGUCGAGUUCACUCACUUUCUCAGCAUAGUAAACAUGAUUUGAAUCUACCCAAAAGGCUAAAAGCCUAAGAAUGGGACUGUGCUUAUAGUUCAUCCACAAAUGGAUCUACACGUUUCUUAAUCAUCUCUGUGUUAUGACAGGUUAUAAGCAGAGCAGGUGACCUUACCGGGAUCAAAUAUUUUACGGGUAGCUCCAAAGAAGCAAGAAGAAGAGAAAAAUGGCAAUACUUCAAAGUUCAAACUAAGAAUAUAGAAUUUUUUUUCUU
Arabidopsis arenosa is the source of this 2595-nucleotide messenger RNA. The record is from the annotation of a GenBank genome assembly. NCBI's taxonomy places the organism in Eukaryota, Viridiplantae, Streptophyta, Magnoliopsida, Brassicales, Brassicaceae.